AUGGCGGAUAUGGAAACAUACAUGCGGUCGCACCCAGGGCAGGGCACGGCCUUCGGCUUGUGCACCAAUUGGUGCUGGAGGAUGAGCCAUGAGGAUAAGCCACUGUUUUUUUUCGAAAACGAAGUUGGACGGAGUCGCAAAAUCGGCCCCGCAUAUGCCGCAGAUGUUGUGCUCGUCCUCUUCGUGCUGGUGGAGCCUGACUUCGUUGUAGAAAUCUGGCCCGUCGCGACACCUUCUGCAAAUAUUAUGCGCACGGGACACCGCGAGAUGAUGUCGUUUUGCGUUCAGGGAAGAAAAUUCGAGCCGGCAUCGCGUGCAAAAAAUAUGCCUGCUCGACAUCCCGAGGUGCUGCUCGAGCGCUUGGCGAUGUGA
Sporothrix schenckii 1099-18 is the source of this 372-nucleotide messenger RNA. RefSeq lists its product as uncharacterized. The transcript has 2 exons. Lineage: Eukaryota; Fungi; Ascomycota; Sordariomycetes; Ophiostomatales; Ophiostomataceae. Bases 1 to 372 code for a protein of 123 amino acids. The record is from RefSeq and is a predicted model, not a curated record.